Molecule: messenger RNA, 7477 nt
Organism: Hippoglossus stenolepis (Pacific halibut)
Lineage: Eukaryota; Metazoa; Chordata; Actinopteri; Pleuronectiformes; Pleuronectidae
Product: CSC1-like protein 2
Exons: 25
Coding region: 272-2872 (866 amino acids)
Cellular component (GO): plasma membrane
Molecular function (GO): calcium-activated cation channel activity; nucleic acid binding
Source: RefSeq, a predicted model, not a curated record
CCAUUUUGACACCGACACCGGCGGAGCAGCAGCGGCCCGCAGCGUCUGAAGCGGCCGGCGGAGACACACGCUCCUCGGCGAAGAGUCGCUCCGAGUCCCGGUGCUCGGCGCUCGGUGCUCGGCCUGAAGCAGCUCGUUUGUCGACGGAGGCGCAUCAGUGAGGAUUUAACGUUUUUCUCCGGCGAAAUCUCUCCAUUGAGCGGAGGAGGAGGAAGAGGAGGAGGAGGAGGAAGAGGAGGCUCAGGUUCUCAGCAACAAUGCUGCAGUGAGCAUGCUCAGAGUGCUGAUCGUUACCAUGGCGAUAUUUGGCGGCGGCCAGACGUGUGGCGGUCAGGAUAACUGCUCGGCUAACAGCGAGUCCAAAGAUUACUGUUACUCUGCUCGUAUUCGCAGCACGGUGCUGCAGGGGCUGUCGUUCGGAGGAGUGCCCACCGUGCUCGCCCUGGACUUCAUGUGCUUCCUGGUGCUGCUCUUUGUCUUUUCUAUUCUGCGGAAAGUUGCGUGGGACUAUGGCCGCCUGGCGCUGGUCACCGACGCCGACAGCCGAAGACGAGACAGAGAUAACUAUGAGCCGGUGAAAAGUGUUGCCUCGGCAAUGCACUCAGAAACGCCCGACCGCUACGAACGCCUCACGUCCGUCUCCAGCUCCGUCGACUUCGACCAGAGAGACAACGGCUUCUGCUCGUGGCUGACGGCCAUCUUCAGAAUAAAGGAUGAAGAGAUCAGAGAGAAAUGUGGGGAGGAUGCUGUUCACUACCUUUCCUUCCAGCGCCACAUCAUCGGCCUGCUGGUCGUAGUCGGAGUCCUCUCCGUCGGCAUCGUCCUGCCCGUCAACUUCUCUGGAGACCUGCUGGUCAGAAUUAUCAGUAAAGAUGCGUUCCUAAGCCAAGGAGUACCCGGACCUCCUUCUAAAGAAGAAAACAACGCCUACAGCUUCGGACGCACCACGAUAGCCAACCUUAAGUCUGGGACGAAUCUGCUGUGGCUCCACACCUCGUUUGCCUUCAUGUAUCUGCUCCUGACCGUCUACAGCAUGAGGAGACACACGUCCAAGAUGCACUACAAGGAGGACGACCUGGUGAAACGCACUUUAUUCAUUAACUGCAUCUCUAAAUACGCUGAGGAGAGUCAGAUCAAACAGCACUUUGAACAGGCGUAUGAGAACUGCACCGUGCUGGAGGCUCGGAUCUGCUACAACGUGGCCAAACUGAUGUCUCUGAAUGCAGAGAGGAAGAAGACGGAGCGCAGUAAGAAGUUCUUCACCGACCUGAUGGCGAAGGAACACGUUCCCACCAUGAUCAACCCCAAACCCUGUGGACACCUGUGCUGCUGCGCCAUCACCGGCUGCGAGGAGGAGGAGGCGGUGAGCUUCUACACGAAGAGAGAGUCCAAACUGAAGGAGGAGUACAGGAAGGAGAAGGAGAAGGUCCACACCAAACCGCUGGGCAUGGCCUUCGUCACCUUCCAGAACGAGUCCAUGACCGCCAUUAUUUUGAAAGAUUUUAACGCCUGUCAAGUUCAGGGUUGUCGGUGUCGACAGGAGCCACGUUCCUCUCAGUUCAGCGACGUUCUUCACGUUCACAACUGGAGCGUUUCAUACGCACCUGACCCGCAGAACGUCCGCUGGGAGCAUCUGUCGCUGGGUGGGAUCUCCUGGUGGAUCCGCUGCUUCAUCAUCAACUGCAUCCUCUUCCUCCUGCUCUUCUUCCUCACCACACCUGCCAUCAUCAUCUCCACAAUGGACAAGUUCAACGUCACCAAACCCGUCGAGUAUCUAAACAAUCCCAUCGUCACUCAGUUCUUCCCGACUCUGCUUCUCUGGGCGUUCUCUGCUCUGCUGCCAACCAUCGUCUAUUACUCUGCGUUCUUCGAGGCUCACUGGACCAGGUCUGGAGAAAACAGGACAACGAUGCACAAAUGUUACACCUUCCUGAUCUUCAUGGUGCUGCUGCUUCCGUCUCUCGGACUCAGCAGUCUGGAUGUUUUCUUCCGUUGGCUCUUCGAUAGAAAGUUCCUGGCUGAUGCUAAAGUCAGAUUUGAGUGCGUCUUCCUGCCUGAUAACGGAGCUUUCUUCGUCAAUUAUGUCAUCGCCUCUGCGUUCAUUGGAAACGCCAUGGACCUGUUGAGGAUCCCGGGUCUACUCAUGUACAUGAUUCGGCUGUGCCUGGCUCGCUCUGCCGCCGACCGCCGCAACGUCAAGAGGCACCAGGCCUAUGAGUUCCAGUUCGGAGCCGCAUACGCCUGGAUGAUGAACGUCUUCACGGUGGUGAUGGCCUACAGCAUCACCUGCCCCAUCAUCGUCCCCUUUGGUCUGAUGUACAUGCUGCUUAAACACCUGGUGGACCGAUACAACAUGUACUACGCCUACCUGCCGUCCAAACUGGACAAGAAGAUCCACUCGGGAGCCGUCACCCAGGUGGUGGCUGCACCCAUCCUCUGCCUCUUCUGGCUACUCUUCUUCUCUACUGUACGCACAGGUUUUGAGACACCGACCUCCAUGUUUACUCUGGUGGUGCUGAUCGUCACCAUCGUGGUCUGUCUGUCCCACAUCUGUUUCGGACACUUCAAGUACCUCAGUGCUCACAACUACAAGAUCGACACCAAGGAGAAUGAUGUAGACACUGUUGAAAACGGACGUCCAGCUCGUCCCUCGUUCUCGCCCGUCACCAAAUCUCAGCAGCAGCAGCAGCAGCAGAUGUACAUCGCCCAGGUGCUUCAGGACCCAAACUCGGACGAGCCAGGGGGUGGCAGCGGCGAGGAGGACCGCGGGUCGUCCCAGGAUGAGGAGCUGCUGAACGGAGGAAACAGCAUAAACGAGGCGGAUUUCCAGUCAGGGGAGGACAGUCUGAUUGCCAACGAGGUCCGCCAGUAGCUGGAGGUGGAACCAAAGGGAGCAGGUGGAGCUAGCUGAGUCCUCAACCAUACAACAUGGAGAAUUAAUGUGAAUCACUACACACACACGCAGAUAAACAAACAGACACAGUUAGCUCCACCCCCUCCCUGCUCGAAGACUUGACCCUGACCUUUGACGCCGGCGCUGGGUCGCCAAUAUCCAGUCCUGCUUGUCUGUAGAAACUUGGUGGACAUCAAACUGUUUCGCAGGAAGUCACUGUACAUAACCACAAAGCCAAAAGUUUUUCUUAUUUUGUUUUGAGGACUGGGUUUAAAAUUUUGUGCCUGGGCUGGACUUUGUUUGUUCGUACUCGUGUCUUGACUCAUCAUCCCACCGCGGGUCGCAGGGACUCCUACCAGGGGUCAGAGCUGACGCUGUCUUUUUCCUCGGCCUGGUAAACGCCACCAAACAAUUUCUGCUGUCGCCGUCCUCCGGUAUCGGAGAGCUAAUAAUUCGCCAAUCUCUCGUAGUGGUAGAAGCUUUGCUUAUGCAGACGCAUCACGGCCUCCUUUCCCUUUUCACUUUCUCCUCUUUCUUUUUAUGGAACCCGUCGGUUGUGGAUUUUGCUGGAACAUUCAACACAUUACCUGGAAGUUUUGGAUUUUUUUGAUCUGCCAAGCUUGUGCUGCAUGUUGCUGUCUGCGUUGAAGAUAUCGCCACCAAACGAUGUCAUCCAUCACAGGACUGUAGUGAACGCACCUGAUCUCCACUCAGUCCCAGCAGCACGUCGUCCUACCCGCUGAAUGAACGUAAAGCUUCUGGCUUUAGUUGGAUGACUUCUCGGCCAUCGAACAACUGGAUUCAACACAAGGAUUCCUUCCUUCCUCAGUUUUGAUUUCACCUGAACUACCUUAAAUAAUGAAUACAAGACAAAGGGAACGGGGAUGUUUGUGUCUGUGUAGGUUUAGCAAUCAAGACUCUUCAUUGGCGGGAGAACUUUGUGAAGACGCUCUGUUAUGUCCAGCAGCAGCAGUUGAGUCGUUGAGUUCAGGUGGAACAGCCGCGCUUUUCAACCGGACCGUCGAUCCUCAACACCUGAAGCUGUCAGGAAGGACUCUCAAGGGAAAAAGUUUUUUGUUUGUGUGUGUUUCGAAGUGUGCACUCUGUUUGUUUGUUUGUUUGUUUGUUUGUUUGUUUGUUUGUUUGUUUGUGUGUGUGUGUGUGUGUGUGUGUGUGUGUCCAGUAGCUUAUCGUACACCAGCCUUCAGAAUUAAAGGUUCAUCAACAUCACCAUGUAACCAAAACACCACGUUAGGCUCACAUGAAGCAUGUUUGACCCUAAAAGUCACCUGAUGUUGAGUCUUUUCACCUUUUGGUCCAGGAUGUCUUAGCCUAGCAUAGUACAAAAGACCAACCAUGUGCUUGUUGUACACGUUGUCUUCUUGUUAGCAUCUUUCAAAGACUUCUUUGAUAUUAAGAUUGAAAUAUUAGUGUAUUGGUCCAGUUAGCAUAAAGGUCUAGGUUUUCACCCCUGGCUCUAGUCGACAAAAUCCAGUUGUCUCCUGUGUGGAUUUGGUGGCGAGCUAGCUUGCUAGCUACCAAAACCUGGAACACUUGACCCUUAAAUCUGAGAUGUUGACCAAAGGAGGAUCUGUGUACAAAGCGUUAGAGCCCAAAAUGGAGAACGAUAUCGUAGCUUAUUAGCUGUGUCACUACGCUGCACCGUCAGAGUAUAAACUUCUCAUCGAUAGAGACGCGGUUGACGGACAGUUCACAGACUGUUAAUGCGUUUAACACUGUGGAGCCAAAGUGCCCUGUCACCGACUGAGCUAACGAACUAGCUAACUGUCAUUCUACUUUUUUUUCUCUUUUGAUGGAGCUAAACUCACUGUUUCCAGUCUUUGUGCUAAGCUAGGCUAAACAUGUCCUGGACAUAGAUUAGAAAAAUCUGUGAUGUGGCUGAAUUUAAUUAAAAGGACAUUGAAUUAUCAAACAUCAAGAAAAUGUAAAUGUUCAUCAGUUUGAGAAUUGACUGAAACGUUGUUGAUACAGAAUCUUUUGAUUGUUUGUCAUCACUUCCUUCCUGAUCUGAUAUUAGGCUUCGUCCGAUUGUUCACGUUUAGUCGAUUGUCUCUUCUCAUGUUCACUUCAUCCUCAUGAUCUCAGCUUUCACUUGAUUUCUAUAAAAAACAUGUUUCUAGAUUUCCCUAUACAAAUUUCUAAUGGACAUCUGUCAUCCAAUCAGCAUCUGGUAUUUGCUUGGUCUUUUAUACAGUGAAGUAUGCUUGACGCUCUUAUACUUGCUUUUAUCUACACAGUCACGUACUCAUGGUUGCUACACCAACCUUUGUUCUUCAGAGCAUUGAAGAACAAGUCAGAUAUAAAUGUAAAGUAAUUAUAGUAAUGAAAUGACGACCGUCACCAGCACAUUUUCGUUAGUUAGCGACCGAAAUUAAUAUUUGCUCCAUGAGUGGUCCCAUGAGUUUCUUGAAACUACAGCUAGCUAACUCUGUCAUGGGUAAUGUUGGAAGGACUAAACUAAGAAAUAAGUAUAUUAGCUAAUGAUGUGCUGACUCUUGUUGGUUUAGGAAAAACUAAAACAGACCAAACGGGUCAAGGCAAGUUAGGCUCUCAUGAAAGACUUGAUCCAGUGGCAUCAUGGGAAAUGAAGUGUGAUUCAUGCAUCCAUAUCCUCACCUCAGCUUUAACAUUUAUUUUUCAAUUGGUAUAAUUCAAGUCCAUUAAACUAUGUCUUGUGCUUGAGGUCCUCUUACUAGAAGACGACUGUUGCUGAUCUAAGUCGAUACUUCCUGGUGUCCUCUGAUGAUUCAUAUCUGAUUUAAACCCUAGUGGUCAACUUCAUUAAUUGCAGUACAAUUAAAUACAUAAGUAAUGACACAGUCAUUGUGUAAAUGUUUGUGUAGAUUAAAAGCAAGUAUGAUGUUUGGAUGGGGGGGACAUUAUUGGUUGCCUUGGCAACAGGAAAAGGAUGCUGACAUGGCGUCAUUAGGAGGCGAUGCAAGAACCGACAGAAUAACAAAAACUUAAGCUUCAGUGCAGCGACAUGCCGACAACAAAAGUCUCAGGAUGUUGGUUUUCCUACAAUAAUGUUUACAUCAGUUUUUGUUUCUCAUUAAAAUUUUCGUCAUGUUCUGCUGUGUGUGUGCGUGUGUGUGUGUGUGUGUGUGAGACACAGGGCUGGACUAUGAAAGCUGUAGCCACCAGGAUGUUAGUUGUAGUCUGGUGCUACACGCCGGAGAACCUGCAGCAUUUGUGUCCAGAGGAUGUAGAAUUAUUUUAGUUUCCUCUUCACUUCCAGCCGGCGUCUCUCAGGCGCUCCGGCCGUGAUUGUAUGCACGUGACAGUGAAACUGAUGGAGAGUCACAUUGGAUCUGAGACCGGAGGUCCAGCAGCUCUCAGUCUGGAGUUUCAGCUCAGUGAUCAGACUGUAAAUCCACAGAAAUCUCUCGUCUGCUAUCAUGUCUGAUCAUAUCACACGAGCUUCAGCAGCAGAUGGAAUAAGCAGUGAAGUGUAGAUGUUUAUUUUUCUGAUCAUUUCAGGGUGGUUCAUAUCUGAAUGAAGAACACAUAAUAUGGUCAAAAGCUCCUGAACAUCUAGUGAGUGAAACUCGUAAUGAAAGUUCAGGAACUGUGACUGAAAUCAAUCUGAUUCUUGUCAUUUUUUGUUUAAAUAUUCAAAUCACGUGAGAAUUCAGAUCUGCAGAUGCGACUGUUCUUUGAAUUCUAAACGAUCUGAGGGAUCCUCUGGUGACGAUGUUCUCUGACCACGGACCAGAGGUUAUAACACGCUAACAUGCUAACUUCAGUAGAGAAGAAGUGAUAGAAAGUGAAGAAAACAAAAGUUAAUGUUGGUGUUGUUUCACCUCUGGAGACAUCGGUUGAUAGAUUAGUGGGCUGCUAAUGCUAACAUUAGCUACGUAGCUCUCGUAAAAACAUGUAUAUAGCCCCUUUCAACAAAAACCUCCAGAAUUCCAGGCCAAAAGAGUCUCGCAUGGUUUGGUCUGGUUUGAUCUGGCUCAGUCCGGUUUGAUCUGGCUCAGUCUAGUUUGAUCUGGCUCAGUCCGGUUUGAUCUGGCUCAGUCCGGUUUGAUCUGGUUCUGAGGAGCUGAGCUGAAGGUUGAGAGCUGCUGCGUUCACUGACGUCUCGAUGUUAUGAAGUGAAGACGCUGGUGUAAAAAAAGUGUGUGAUAUUUUUGUAACUGACUGAAGUAUUUGAUACUGAAAACAUGUUAAAGAAACGUCGAUAGCUGUGACGAUGCUGUUGUAACAUGUAACUAAAGGUUUUUAAUAAUCAGCCGCUGCUUUUUGCUUUUGGUAGUUUUUUAAAUUGUUGCUGAACUUACUGAAUUGUUUGAAAAUAAGAAUGUGAAGAGCUGAAAGCUACUGAACCUGAAAACAUGUGUAAAAAAUGUGUGUAAAUAUUCAUGGAACUGCACCGUCGUCAUCGGAGAUGAACACAACUCAGCGUCUCGUCGUACCGACUCCGAGCUAACGUCAACUGGUCCAUUUCAUGCAUUUAAUUUAUUAAUGUGACACUUUAUUUUUACUUUGCUUUCCAGGUUCUAUGUACAGUGAAACAUUUGUCCUAUUUAUGUUACUUGAUCAAUAAAAACUUACUUCAUC